AUGGCUGGGCAAGCAUGGCAGCAGAAGUGUGAAGCGGACCCUCCCAUGAGGCAAGCAUGGCAGCAGAAGUGUGAAGCGGACCCUGCCAUGAGGCAAGCAUGGCAGCAGAAGUGUGAAGUGGACCCUGCCAUGAGGCAAGCAUGGCAGCAGAAGUGUGAAGCGGACCCUGCCAUGAGGCAAGCAUGGCAGCAGAAGUGUGAAGCGGACCCUGCCAUGAGGCAAGCAUGGCAGCAGAAGUGUGAAGCGGACCCUCCCAUGAGACAAGCAUGGCAGCAGAAGUGUGAAGCGGACCCUCCCAUGAGACAAGCAUGGCAGCAGAAGUGUGAAGCGGACCCUGCCAUGAGGCAAGCAUGGCAGCAGAAGUGUGAAGCGGACCCUGCCAUGAGGCAAGCAUGGCAGCAGAAGUGUGAAGCGGACCCUCCCAUGAGGCAAGCAUGGCAGCAGAAGUGUGAAGUAGACCCUGCCAUGAGGCAAGCAUGGCAGCAGAAGUGUGAAGCGGACCCUCCCAUGAGGCAAGCAUGGCAGCAGAAGUGUGAAGCGGACCCUGCCAUGAGGCAAGCAUGGCAGCAGAAGUGUGAAGCGGACCCUCCCAUGAGACAAGCAUGGCAGCAGAAGUGUGAAGCAGACCCUCCCAUGAGGCAAGCAUGGCAGCAGAAGUGUGAAGCGGACCCUGCCAUGAGGCAAGCAUGGCAGCAGAAGUGUGAAGCGGACCCUCCCAUGAGGCAAGCAUGGCAGCAGAAGUGUGAAGUAGACCCCUGCCAUGAGGCAAGCAUGGCAGCAGAAGUGUGA
Molecule: messenger RNA, 789 nt
Organism: Acomys russatus (golden spiny mouse)
Lineage: Eukaryota; Metazoa; Chordata; Mammalia; Rodentia; Muridae
Product: salivary glue protein Sgs-4-like
Exons: 1
Coding region: 1-789 (262 amino acids)
Source: RefSeq, a predicted model, not a curated record